Nomia melanderi (Alkali bee) is the source of this 702-nucleotide messenger RNA. RefSeq names its product DUF1676 domain-containing protein Osi15 (gene Osi15). Gene Ontology annotation, cellular component: membrane. The record is from RefSeq and is a predicted model, not a curated record. Lineage: Eukaryota; Metazoa; Arthropoda; Insecta; Hymenoptera; Halictidae.
AUGAACGGGAAAUUGCUGAUCGUUUUGGCGCUGGCCGCUCUCGCGGUUGCCGAGGACGGCUCGUCGGCCAUGGAACAGAUGGAAGUUAAACUGACGAGAGCGAUGGACGACUUGAACCGAAUGGAUACCAUCAAAAUCAUCGGGGACAUGGUCACCAUGGAGAAGAUGGACUUCGAGGAGGACGCCCAGACCGCCAAGACAAGCGAGGACCCUCUAGUGAGCAGAGUGGAGAAGUUCCUGAGGACUCGCAGGAUCCAGAUCCACCUUCCCAGCGACGGAUCCUCCGCUGACAUGUUCGGUCGCGCCCUGGGACAGAAAGAGUUCGGGGUCGAGCUGAGAGGACUCACCGAGGGAGCUUCCGAAGCCCGAACGAAGUUGAAGAGGAUCGUGCUGCCGCUGUUGUUGCUGCUGAAACUGAAGGCCAUCAUUGUUCUGCCGAUUGUUAUCGGUCUGAUAGGGCUGAUAGGCAUCAAGGGACUCGGAGCUGGUCUGAUGUCGCUGCUCCUCUCCGGCGCGGUGGCCUUGAAGGCGUUGCUCACGCCGCCACCGUCCUAUCCUCCCAGGGUCACGUACGGAAUCGUGAAACCGGAAGUGCACCACGAGCACUGGCACAGGUCUCAGGAGGAAGUGAACCAACCGUACAGGGGCUGGGCGCCCGAGUUCAACCCGGACCAGUACCCUUACCAAGACAUGCCUCUGUAG